CCCUAACAAAAAUAUCCAAAUAAAUGCUAGAACGCGCCGAUAGUAUCUCACUAGCUCUGCCACCUUCAUGCGUAUUCUGCUCGAUAUGAUUCAUUUGCUCCCAUUGGAUACGACAGGCUCUGGUCUAUCUUAGGUUAGUUAUACAAAUCUUUGACUGAGGUCUGAAUAGCCAUGAUCCACAGGAGGCCUAUGUGUUUUUAAUAUGUUAACACAACAAUCCGACAUGGGUUGCACCAGAUCAUGUGAGAAAUAUAGGGCAGUGUUGAGAACUUCAACAAUACUGCACACUGUCCAACUCAGGCAGUCCAUUACAUUGUGGUCGACCAAGCCUAGAGGCUAGUCCAUGAAAACCUUAGAAAUCUGUUUUAUAACUUCUAAGUCAUAAAAGGGUGUAAAGUGCUUGGCCAAAAUAUAUUGCUACUGGACUGGUGACUACUGAGGUGUGUGAUCAUUCAAGGGGACAGAGAUUUCCAGUGGCAUUGAGGCUUUGAGGGAUUAUGCUGCGCAGGACCGUCUCCUUCCCCAUUGAGGCGGGACAGCUGCAGCAGCUGGGUCUAUUGGGCUGUGCCUCCCACGGUGUGACAUCGUGCUCGGUGCUCGACCUCCCGGCUCUCCUCAACGCUCACCGGGGGCAACGCCAAUGGGAGGAUGAGCGGCGGGGCUGGUACCAGGGGCAUGCCGAGGCUGGCCAAUGGGAGGAUGACGGAGGGCUAGUGAUCAUGCCCUCUUCUACUGGUAGCACCAGGGGACCCAGGUGUAGGGAUAUGUAUGCCAGCUCAGACCAGCUAAGGUCAGUGGAAGAUGAUGGCAAUGAUUAUGAAGAGGAGAAGCAAAAUGAUGGGUCUGUCAGGCUGUAUGUGUCAGAGGAGGAGAGGAUCCUCAACUCUGCAGACCUGAGUGCAGAGGAGAGGCGUGAUGUUCUAGCAGAGUUGGUGUAUUCCCGAAGCAGCCUAAAGCAAUUGAACUCAGAGCUGCAGAGAACAGUGGAGUUAGCCGAUGACAACAACACACUGCUACGCACUGAGAACGCUGCCCUGCGCAACCAAGUUAAAGGGAUGAAGCAGUCGAUCCAUGAUGCAGAGCAGCUGAUGGAUGAGCUGGAGGAGAUCCGGAGCUUAUCAGCUGAGAAGGACUGCGCUACGGGCAACCUGGAGGCCUACAUCAAACAACUGGAGAAAGAGAAGGAGAUUUUGGAAGACCAGAUCGAGACCAUUGGAAGUGAGAUGUCCCGUAUUAUACCAGAUAGAGCCACUGACAAGAAGAAGAUCGCAAACCUCAGCCAGGCUCUACAGGCCUUACAGCUACGGCUGGAGGAGAGCAGACUCACCCUGGAUCAGAGGUAUGAGGUCAUACAUAAGAAGGACUUUGUUAUUGAGCAGCUGGAGCAGUCCCUCACAGAGUACUCCUCCAUCGCACAGGAUCUGAAGGAGAAGAUGAAGGAUCUGGAGAGCCAACUGGCAGAGGCCCUAGUUAUUGGAGGAGAGGGGGGUUACAUGGCGUUAGAUGGGACUCUGUCUGCAGCCACUCAGAGCUCCAUCUCUCUAGCGGAGGAACUGGGUCUACUGCCAUGUAGGAUGGAUGAGUCCUCUGAUGAGGAGGUGCAGGAGCAGAGAGAGGAGAGGGUAGAGAAAGAGGAGAUGCAGAGAGUGGAGGAGAGGGUAGAAAGAGAGGAGAAAGAGGAGGAGGAGGUUAAGGAGGAGAAACAGCUGUUACAGGACAAAAGUUGUGUGUGGUCAGAUCUGGUGGGAGGUGUCCAGGCAGCAGGAGGUUUCAUCCUGGGUUUCCUGGUUCCUCUGGGUGUGCUGGUCUCCAUGGUCCCUGGCUGCUACGACCACUGUUCUGGACUCAGCUGCACCGAUACCCUCUGGUCUACUGCCAGAUACCUCAUACAGCCAUACUGUAACGUGCAUCACAUAGGCCUUCCUCCUCUGUAACACAUACAUACAUAUAUAUGCAUGCAUACCAUACCUAUCUACCUACCAAACUUCCUACCUAUAUGCAUGCAUACCUACCUACCUACCUACAUACUACCUACACACACACAUUCACAAAAACGCACAAAAACACACUAACCAAACUCCAACCCACCAACCCUGAUCUUCAGGCUGCUAUGCUGUUGUUAAUGAAAUAAACCUGAAUACUGCAUCAUACAUGGACAACUGGUUGUAUUUUAAUAAAUGGAAACAGUAGAGUUGAUUUUACAAUGUGUUUCUUUUUUUAGCAUUAUUUAGAUUUUAAAUGGCAUUUUAAAGGUUGUUGUUAAUGUUUUUGUAUUUUUUUAUUGUAAUUUCUCUACAUUGUUCUGUAAAGUACUAAAGAAAUGCACU
Coregonus clupeaformis (lake whitefish) is the source of this 2327-nucleotide messenger RNA. RefSeq names its product golgin subfamily A member 6-like protein 22. Gene Ontology annotation, biological process: homologous chromosome pairing at meiosis; spindle localization; spindle assembly. NCBI's taxonomy places the organism in Eukaryota, Metazoa, Chordata, Actinopteri, Salmoniformes, Salmonidae. Gene Ontology annotation, molecular function: dynein complex binding. Bases 498 to 1934 code for a protein of 478 amino acids. The record is from RefSeq and is a predicted model, not a curated record. The transcript is spliced from 15 exons. Gene Ontology annotation, cellular component: meiotic spindle pole; nuclear outer membrane; chromosome, telomeric region.